UUCACUGCAAGUCCUUGUGAACCUGCUGCUAAGGAGUCUUGGGCUGCUGAAAGCAUCGGUUUACAUGGAAGAUGUCUUUCCUUGUUAGGUUUUCGCUCGCCAUUUUCAAUGCAUUCUUUCUGCUCUGCAUAAAAUCGCAGUGUUCUAUGGCUCUCGGCUCUCCCUGAUGAUGUUUGUGAAGGUACCAGAAAGUCCACCGGCAGCGAUGUCCAGAAAUGGGUAUUUUUUUGAAGAGACUGGUUAUCUUAAAUGUGACACCGAUGACGGCUGUGAGAACAAAGAAGAAGUAGGAGGAGAAGAGCUCUUUGACACUGUAAAUUCCUCAAUUGUUUCCGGGGACAGCAUCAGAUUCUUUGUGAAUGUCAAUUUGGAAGUACAACAGAAUGUAACUGUAGAAAGUGAAAGUGCUGGCUGUGUUUUAUUACAUACAUCUAGAAAGUACCUGAAAUUAAAGAAUUUUGAGGAAGAAGUCAGAGCCCACCGUGACCUGGAUGGGUUCCUGGCCAGAGCGAUCAUCAUACUGGAUGAGACCGCAACCUCCUUGGAUGAUGUCCUUCGAGAGAUGCUGAAACACUUCGCUGAAGAUUCUGACAACACAGAGCCAAGCUGCAACUUUGACAAAAUAAUGAGCACUUUAUUCACCGAUUCGGGAGCCCCCAGAGAAGGGAACGUUCACCUCCUAUCCGAUACAAUUCAGGGGGUCACAGCAACCGUCACAGGGGUUCAAUAUCAACAGUCCUGGCUCUGUAUCAUUUGCACUAUAAAGUCUCUUCAGCGACGUCAUGUUUGCAUCAGCCGCCUGGAGAGGCCUCAGAACUGGGGGGAGAACUCCUGUGAAGUGAGAUUUGUCAUCUUGGUUCUUGCGCCUCCUAAAAUGAAAAGUACGAAAACUGCCACCGAAGUAGGCCGGACCUUCGCCACGAUGUUUUCAGAUAUAACUUUUCGGCAGAAGCUUCUAGAAACAAAAACCGAAGAAGAGUUUAAAGAAGCUUUGGUACAUCAGCGCCACCUGCUGACGGUGGUGAAUCAGAGACCCUCAGCAGUGAACGAGGGGCACAAAACACACAGCCACAAGCCGCUCAAGUUGCAUGAGUUUUUCAAUGUUGGCAAGGGAAUAUUCGAUGACAUAGCACGAAGAUUUCCAGUGUACGCUUUGGACUUCACUGACGGGAUUAUCGGGAAUAACAAGGCCAUAGGAAAAUACAUCACAACGAUGAUCUUUUUAUAUUUUGCCUGCCUCCUGCCAUCCAUUGCAUUUGGUUCCCUAAAUGAUGAAAACACAAGAGGAGUUAUUGAUGUGCAGAAGACAAUUGUUGGCCAGUGUAUCGGUGGACUUCUUUAUGCUCUGUUUUCAGGGCAGCCUCUAGUUGUACUCUUAACCACGGCUCCUUUAGCCUUGUACAUCAAUGUGAUCCGGGGGAUCUGUGAUGACUACAGCUUGGAUUUUAGUGCUUUCUACGCCUGGAUUGGACUGUGGAACAGUUUUUUCCUUGUGCUGUAUUCUCUCUUUAACUUCAGUCUUGUAAUGAAGCUCUUUAAAAGAUCAACAGAAGAAAUCAUUGCACUUUUUAUAUCGAUCACAUUUGUGCUUGAUGCACUCAAAGGGAUUAUUAAAGUUUUUAAGAAAUAUUACUACCAUGAGCACCAAGGAGACAGUUACUUGGAAAAUACACGUGCUGAUGUCAUUCCAAGCCUCAGCAUCAAUACCACCUUCUUGAUGAAUUCAUCAGUGAGCAGGUCUGUGUCGCUGGAGAAUCAGACGGGCAUGAAUGAGGUCGUGCAUUAUGGACGUGAAACUGCUGUCCUUAGUCUCAUGUUGAUGCUGGGAACCCUUUGGCUUGGUCAUACACUUUAUCAAUUUAAGAAAAGCCCCUAUUUGCAUGCAAGGGUCCGCGAAAUCCUGUCCGACUGUGCCUUACCCAUAUCCGUUCUAACCUUCUCCAUCGUAGGCUCCUACUUCUUCAAGGAAAUAGAAAUGUCCAAAUUUAACUACAACCCAUCUGAGAGUUUAUUCGUGCUGGCCCCAAUCCAAUCUCUCUCAAUUGGCUCUGUAAUGAGCGCCAUGGGCCUGGGGUUCCUUCUGUCGAUGCUUUUCUUCAUAGAGCAGAAUAUAGUGGCAUCACUCACAAAUGCUCCAGAGAACAGGUUAGUGAAAGGAACAGCUUAUCACUGGGACCUCCUCCUUGUAGCUCUGAUUAACACGGGACUGUCUGUCUUCGGACUGCCAUGGAUACAUGCUGCAUUCCCUCAUUCCCCAAUGCACGUCCGAGCACUGGCCUACGUGGAAGAGAGGGUUGAAAAUGGGCACAUCUAUGAGACGAUAGUGAGCGUGAAGGAGACACGACUGACUACACUGGUGGCCAACUUCUUGGUGGGUCUCUCGCUCUUCCUCCUGCCCUUCCCACUGCAGUGGAUCCCGAAGCCAGUCCUCUAUGGCCUCUUCUUGUACAUCGCCCUGACCUCCAUUGAUGGGAAUCAGCUCUUCGAGAGGGUGGCCCUCUUGCUGAAAGAACAGACGGCUUACCCUCCGACGCAUUACAUCCGCAGGGUCCCUCAGAGGAAGAUCCAUUAUUUCACAGGCCUACAGGUUCUUCAGCUCCUCAUCCUCUGUGGGUUUGGGAUGUCACCGUUACCGUACAUGAAGAUGAUUUUUCCUCUCAUUAUGAUAGGAAUGAUCCCAAUCAGGUAUAACCUGCUUCCUAGGAUCAUUGAAGCAAAAUACUUAGAUGCUAUGGACGCGGAGCACUAAAAAUGAAUCUCUGCUCUGAGAACAACGAACAGCUUUUCAGAUCGAAAGGAAAUGGCAGCCUUGCUGAGAUGUAGAAUUAUUUAUCUGAAGUUCUCUUUUGUUUAGAACCUCCAGGACUUUCUUUCUGCUCUAGUCUGGCACUUGGAGAUACACGGUUGAAGACCAAUUGGCCAUUCAAGUUUCAGAUCAAAACAGGCUUGGAUUGAGAGGCCAGUAUUCUUCUGAGUUUUGAGGCAAGCCAGCUUUAUGGAAAUGUUACCUUCUACAUCCUAAAACUUGAAAUCCCACAGAUCAAUGUGUUUCUCUUGUUGGAUUGUGCUGUGCUAGGGUUGCCUCGUGUUCCCUUUUUUUAGGGGGGGAUCCCUUUUUUAUACACUGUCCCUUUUCCCAGAACACUAUUGAUAUGUAAGGACAGUAAUCAACCCUUGCUUUACAGAAUUACUGAAUAAUUUGGAGCUUUAAUGCAAUUACCCAUCUCUCCAGUUCAUCUUCCAGAAGGAUAGCCCUAUGUCAGAGGAGACGUGUAGUGAUCUCGUCAAGUUCUUGAUUAGUGGAUGGGCUGGGAAGCAAAAGAAUAUGGUUGUGCUGAGAUUGUGUAUUAUUUAAUUUCGUCAUAUGUACCAGAAAUGUUCAGAGGUUGGAUUCACUUUGUGAUGCUGAUGUAAUUACAGCUGGCUCUAAGCCGCUUGGGAGUUAGUUGAACCUAUUUUACACUGUUACUUCUCAGUAAUCAAAUAUAGAAUUGUAGGUUUGUACAGCAGCAACCUUUUUGGUUGUGCCCAAAUUCACCUGGAUGCUGAAACGUGGCAAAAUUCAGUCAUGUGCAUUAAUGUUCGCAUAUACAUAUGUACAGAACUGCCUAUGUGUACAUAUAUACAUACAUAAUUUAGAUUUGUGUAUAUAUUUUGCAUAUAUAUAUUAUACAUAUAUUGGAUAUAUAGGCAUAUUCUUUCAAGAUAUUGAAAGUGUUCUUGUGCAAUCAGUGUUACCUGUACUAUGUUGACAUACAUUUGUCCUUUGCUUCAGUACUUCUUUUUUCUUAUUCAAAGCCAUUCUUUGUCAAACUGCAUUAACCCAAUUACUGAUGAUUAUUUUUAAACAUACUGCUAAGUUCAAACAUUCUUUCAUUUUCCUCUAGCCCUUUGGCUUUUGUGACCUGCAUACUCCUUUCUGACGUGAAUUUUCCAUUUAAUUUUAAUGUACAGUAUGCAGUGAAAGUUGGUUGUUUUCUAAUCAAUAUUUCUGUUUGUCACUUCACUGUUUCAGUUUUGUAGCUACCUCCCAUUUUCCCCCACCCCCAGACAUUACAUUAUAUUUCUGUAUGAAUUCUAACUCUCCUGCUAUCUGUUUUAUCUUUUGGUUUAUUUAAUUUAGCUGGUAUUAUGGUCAGUUUUUCUAUACUUGAAGUACUGUGAAACAAGCUAUCCUUUAACGAAUUCCAUAUUGAUCUGCAGUGCAGCUAAGGGCAAACUUUACAAGAAAAGAAAGUGGAGCAAUGAAGAUCAUUUUAAAAAGCAAAAAUUAGGAUCCCAUGACAAUAAAUGCAAAUAGACAGUAGAUUAGUGCAGACAAGUGUUUUGUUUCAAGCAAAUUGUUUGCACAACAAUUGGCGGUGAGAUUUAUCAGACAGAAUACAUCGGCGAUUUGGCUCUCUUUACGAAGUAAACAACACAUCUCUCCGUCACUGAGAGGAACUGGGGAAGAAAGCUCAUCUGCUAAAACCAAACUUAUAACCCUAAACUUAGUAACUCAUUCAAUAAUUAGUUUGCUUUUAAUAACACUCAAAGGGAUUCCAUCAUAAUGCAGUUGCCUACAGCUUUCAAGGAAACUACUGAGAGCAGAGUGUUCAGUUUCUCUUUGAAGUUUCAUAAGUUUCCCAUUGACAAUCCAAUGAAGGAGCACCAGGUUGUUCCUAAGGGUGUAUAUGUUACUGUCGGGGAUAAACAUUGAGCACAGUAAUUGCAGGGAAAUAGAUUCUCUACUUCAUUAGCCAUCUAAGCAGCAUUGUAUUACCUUGAAAAUGUAACCUUCUGUUCUACUCAACUCCUGCGGAUGUGCUGUGAAGGGCAAGGCCUAAUCUGGCCCUUCUAAUAAAUGAAACGUGGGCAUUGCCAUUCAUUUGUUUUUACUAGGAAUGUCUUAGCACACCAAAAAGAAAUCACUAUAGUAACAAACAUGGCUAACUAACAAACAGAUCUGACGCUUUUUGCAUGAUCCAGAACAAGAAAAGAAUUAAAGGCAACUAAAUUAUUAUGCACAUUGACUAAUAUUCUUAAUCCUGGCAUCAGGUCUAUGGCAGGGUUGCUAGUAGUCGUUGCAGAAGUUUCAAAUUAAAGUUUAUUCAUUUCUUUAAUUUCACCUAAAGAUGAGGUGAAUGUUCAGCAAACAAGACUGUUGUAUGGUCCAGAGGGCAGUCUAUGCCAGUCCAAACAAAAGAGGCUAGGUGACUCAAAAAGUGAACAGUAUUGAUGUCCAUGGUCAGAUAUGAAUUGCAAUAAGACAAUUUUCCAACAAAUUCUUUCCUUCCCAGUGUAAAACACAUUGAAAUGAAACCCCCUGAAAAGGAGAUUAGGUGUCUCAAAUACUUUGGAGUGACCUGCGUGUUGAAAACAUGGCUGUUCGAACUACACAUUUGUUGUGUUAUGUCACUGAUGCCUGGGCUCCCAGUGUUUGUGUUUCUAACAGCAGACCUCACAAUGUGAAAAAUCAGACUCCGUGCAUGAGAGGGUAUAAAGCACAUGAUGGAUCCCCUGACUGGGAGCGGGGCGUGAAUGCUGCGAGCAAAGCAGCUGUUUCAAGUAAAAGUCCAUAGGUGAAAUUCAUCUCUGUGCAGUCUCAUGGAACAUAAGUUGUCCAUAGGUUUUGGGUUGACCCUCUGCACAGGAGGUGAAUUUCACUGUACAUAUACAAUAAAUCUAGUUACAGAAAAGCCUAUGAGCAUACCUGCAAACUGCAUGAAAAUACUGUAGGACUAAAAAGGAAAAGAAAACCCUAAAAAACUAUGUGCAAUAGAACAGCUACCAUAGGGUUCAUGGUUCACCUUGUAAACUUACAUGAGUUACCACAACCUGUCAUUUUUGCAUUGACAGACUGUGUGUGUCGCACUAACAAAAGCCCUUGCAGGAGUAACAUAUUUUAAAUGAGCUCUUUCUCAGUUUCUUGAAAGAACCAAAAAUGCCCUUUACUUUUCUCUAAGUCUCUCUGAAAAUAGCAGUCCAGAUGCAGUGACAAAUGUCGCUGAGUUAAGCAAUGUAAAAUAUAGAAAUAGUUACACUUCAACAUGAUUUGGAGGCAAAUUAACCCUCACAGCUAAAAUAAGCACCCUAACUACUUUUAUAAGGUGUUGUUUUGCAACAGUUUGUGAUGCAAUUUCAAUCUCACGUGUAUUUUCUUUUUACCAUAAA
Messenger RNA from Malaclemys terrapin pileata, 6153 nucleotides. RefSeq names its product solute carrier family 4 member 11 (gene SLC4A11). Gene Ontology annotation, molecular function: solute:inorganic anion antiporter activity. Lineage: Eukaryota; Metazoa; Chordata; Testudines; Emydidae. Gene Ontology annotation, biological process: monoatomic ion homeostasis; transmembrane transport; monoatomic anion transport. The coding region runs from base 167 to 2749 and encodes 860 amino acids. Gene Ontology annotation, cellular component: basolateral plasma membrane; plasma membrane. The record is from RefSeq and is a predicted model, not a curated record. The transcript has 20 exons.